Molecule: messenger RNA, 4402 nt
Organism: Patiria miniata (bat star)
Lineage: Eukaryota; Metazoa; Echinodermata; Asteroidea; Valvatida; Asterinidae
Product: FERM domain-containing protein 4A-like
Exons: 18
Coding region: 331-3939 (1202 amino acids)
Biological process (GO): establishment of epithelial cell polarity
Cellular component (GO): cytoskeleton
Source: RefSeq, a predicted model, not a curated record
UUUCGUUAGUACCACAAUGGUGUGUGCCACCAACGUACGUCAAUACCUUGCAUUGCUGUACGUACAAUGAAUGUGCUCACCGAAUUGGUAUGCGGAUUUUACUACGACUACUAUACGAGUACGACAAAACUCCGAGUUUACGUACGUGCAAUGCGAAACGCAUUGUAACUUGAUUUGUCUAUUUGGAAAAUAACAAACUUUUCUCCACAAUUUCAACGAUGAACAACAUUGAAAAUGUCUAGAUGUAGGGACUUUGAGAGGAAGAUUUAUUGUAAAUAACUGUAGGCCAUUCAAACUGAAACGGAAGGUUCCAACAGGCCGUCAAGCAAGAUGGCUGAUGGGCGGCGCACCCAGGUUGUGCUCCUGGAUGACAAGCGAGUGGACCUCGUUGUGCAGUCCAAACUGCUCGCCGGGGACCUCCUGGAUCUAGUCGUGUCCUACUUCAGUCUGAAGGAGAAGGAAUACUUUGGCCUUGCUUGUGCCGAUGAAACUGGUCACUAUAAUUGGCUGCAGCUUGACCGCAAGGUUCUAGACCACGAGUUCCUGCAGAGAACCGGAACCCUCAUCCUAUACUUUCAAGUUCAGUUCUUCUGUGAGAGUAUAGCGCAUCUCAGGGACAGCAUCACCAUCGAACUGUUUUAUCUUCAAGCCAAGGCCUCCAUCUACAAGGGUGAUAUUGAGGUAGACAGCGAAACCGUGUUUGAGUUAGCCGCCUACGUACUGCAAGCUACAGAGGGUGAUUUUAUAAGUGACUCCAAGACACGGAACGACCUCAAGACACUCCCCGUACUACCUCACAGCACACUCAGGGAGCACCCAUCACUGCCUUACUGCGAGGAGAAGAUCAUCUUCUAUUACCGGCAACUGGGAGGCCUCAGCCGCGGACAGGCAAUCAUUUGUUAUAUGCAACUAGUGGAGAGUCUCCCCACCUACGGAGUGCACUUCUACGAGCUCAAGGACAAGACUGGUAUCCCAUGGUGGCUGGGACUCAGCUACAAAGGCAUCGGCCAGUACGACAUCAAAGAUAGACUCACUCCCAGAAAGGUCUUCCAGUGGCGACAGCUACAAAAUAUCUACUAUAGAGAUCGGAAAUUUUCCAUAGAAGUCAUCGAUCCCAGGAGAGUUGUGAACACUUUGAGCAAUCUGAACCUGUAUGAAGAGUCUUUAGAGGAGGAUAUAUAUGAUGAGUUGUCGGACGCCAUAGCCGACCCAACGACCCAAGUUUCUGUGAGCAAACGAACCUUUGGUGCCUCCAACGCUACCCUCCACGCGUGGUAUGGCUCGCCGGUAAUAGUCAAGUCUAUGUGGACAAUGGCAGUCAGUCAGCAUCAGUUUUACCUGGACAAGAAACACAGCAAGGAGCGGUACCCAGCCCCGCGCACCUUCAAUCAGAUUGCCAAGGACCUGACGACGAGCACCAACUCGCUGACGUCCUCCCACACCUCCGAGAUGAGCGAGGAGCAGCCGCAGAUGACGGAAAGCGGCGGGGGUAGCACCAGCAGCAUGACCCUACUCAAGGAUGUCAAGGAGGCGUCUUCCAGAGAGCUUCUAGCCAUCGAGGGCGAGGCGGCUCGCAAGGAUCUAGUGGAAGCCUUGAAGGCACGCAAGGUAGUGCUGCAUGACACCCUCCAGGAGAAGCUGGAUAAUCUCAGACAGCUGUGCCUCAAGGAAGCUGAGUUAACAGGAGAGUUACCCAUUGAGUACCCUCGCAUCCCCGGUGAGCCCCUACCACGUCCCAAGACCAGGGUCACGACAGCGUUCACCCUGUCGGACAAAAUCAUCAACACCCCGGAACAUCAUUCCGAUGACGAUGGCCUGUCAAGGUUAGAAGGGGAGUACGAGAUCCAGUCUAAGAUCACCACGGCGGCCAUGAAGCUUGCCAACGAUCCGACGAUCAGUAAAAAGGUUCGCAAGACUCGCAGGGAUUCCUACAAGAAAUCUGCCCAUAGGCUUAACAGUAUCGAAGUGCAGCUGACUGACCUCCGUCACAAACUGGGCCUGGAGUUGGCGGAACCAACUCCGGAGAGAAAAGCCCUGGAGGAAUACAACAGCCUGAACCGGUCCGGUCGCAAGGCCAGCACUCCCCACACCCCACCUUCCUCGCGCUUUGGCUUCGGGUUCAUGUCGGAGCGGGGCAGGACGAAAACCCUGGAUGACAAAAAGGGUGCCAGGAUACGCUCCAAGAGCGUGCCCCGCCAGCUGCUGAAUGGAGGGUGGAGGUCGCCAUCCCAGAGCAGAAAGAACAAGGGUCAGGCGCCGGUGGAGAUCUACUCUGACGCUCCACCGAAGGAAUCACCCAAGGUUUCUAAAAAGAGGAGUGAGAGGGCAGCGCGCAACGGCAAGCCACCUAUGAGCUCCUGCCAGUCCGCAACCAAUCUGGAGAAUGGCAAUGAUUUGAUGAAUGGACAACUGCGCCAGAUAAGGUCAAACAGUAUGAGCAGUAAGGAUAGUUACCACUCGCAACGAUCCGUGGACUACGUUGAGAAUCAGCGACAGCCAUCUUACCCCAAGCCGCCUGUGGCGUACCCGGACUCAUACAGCAAGAGCACACCCUCGUUGAACAUGCAGCCGGAGACCCCAAGGAUGGAUUCGCCCCGUCGCCACAGGAACCCGUCCAACUCGGGGUCAAACGGCAGCAGUUCAGCCCGCGGGCCGCCCCCAGCGUACCACAGCGGUGCCCCGUUCAGGUCACUGAACAGGCCCGGGCGGUACCACGAGUCGCCCGAGCUGAGCUCCACGUGGAGGGAUUACGACCCACCAAAGUUAGGACACCACGCCGCCUCCCUGCAUGACCUGCAGCUUUCGUCGGUGCGGCGUGACCUCCCGGAGUUUGCUGACGACCCGGAGUAUCAUCAGCAGCCGACCUCCCUCAGCCAGCCCGCAACCCCAAAGAAGCACCUUUCACUGGGAAAUCUGCAUCUGAAAGCCAACAGCGUGCCUGGCCCUCAGAACCUCGAAGAGCAGAGCCCAGUCGAUUAUACUCCGUAUCGGAGUCGGACGUCAUACCGAUCCCAACAGUACCAAAACUAUGCCAGCCGGCUUCAGGGACCCAAGAAGUUUGAAUUUGAGGAGGUCAACAGUUACAUCAAUCAGCCUUAUGACCCUCGGACUGACCAGCAGGAUCAGCGACAGGAUCAAAUGGAAUACCCUGAUCAGGUGGAAUUCAGUGUCGGCCCGCCUGCUCAAUUAGAACGCGGGUCCAGUCACUCAAGCGACUUCCAGCCUGGAGGGACUCGUAACCGGCACCCGUCCCUAUCCUCCCAGCAGUCCUCUAGUAGUCAUUCCUCUCACAGCUCCUCUCUAGCCAUCCAGCUGGGCCAUAGUGGCAGUAGUGGCAGCGGUGGGGGUUCAUCUCCCUACCACUCCCAGCAUACCUCCCAGCGCGCCCCCCUCUACACCCACGUCUCGGAGUACACCUCCAGCUAUGCAACCAUCUCCCACACCCCUUCCAACAUGAACGUAGCCAGCCACAACAUGAGUGCCCACUCCCAAUCAAUGACACUGUACCAGGAACCCCAGCCGGCCGACACCUACCGGACCGAACCCCAGCCUGCGGCAGUCUACCGCACCACGUCCUCAAUGGUCCUGCGGCCACAGCAGACAUUUGGGUCCGGUAUAGCGGUCAGUAAAGUCCACUACCAACCGGUCACCCCAAUGACCUGUGAACCAGUGGCUCGACUCAAGAAACAAACGCAUUCUUCUUCAACUAAUAGCCUUCCUUCGUUCACCGCUCUAGAAGGUAGACCCCAUACGCCCCGUCUGCAUGAGGAGUGGCCCCUGCCCUACCAGAAGGUGUCGCGUGACUCUUUCUCCGCCUCAUUAGAGGACCUGACGUAUCGGGGCGACGCGGGGGAGUCCCUGGCGGACAGCUUCAGCGAAGAGAUGCUGACGUGGCUGGAGGAGCACGAGGGUAACCCGCAGUCCGGAACGUUAGUUUGACAGCGGGCGUCGCACAGCCAGACAGGCUGGCUGUUAGACACAUAGAGACUGUUUCUUCCUUCGUGGGCCGGCACCCCAACAUUUCUUCGCUGACGACGUUCAACUUCUGCGGGCAGAAACGUAUCGAGCUUGUACAACUCCGGAUCUUUGGUCGAGAAUUGUACGGGACUUGAGCUCGUCAGCCACAGCCAAAUGUAACACUUGUAGCUAGUUGUAAAUAUCUUCUUGUAAAUUAUUAUCGUCAGAAAGAUCAAGUAGAUUGUACAUAUGUAUUAUUUGACGGUUGGGUUGACGAAUGUUUAAAUAUUUUAAAUUAUUUUUUUUUACGUUGAAAUUUUUUCUUUUUUUAAAUUGGCUGAUUUGAGAACAUGCGGUUGUGUGUUAUUUUUAUGAACUCGUACCAAAGGAAACGUUUGCAUUUUUGUAUUUCCGUAUGGGUCAUUGUGUCAGUUUUAAGGUUCAG